AAAACACGAUUCUCAGGGCAAAACAAAGGAAGGAAUUAUAGAGAGAGAGAGAAGAGAGGAGAAUAGAAGAGGAGAGAGCUCUCGUGUCUCUUUGUCGCUCAGUUUCGUGCUGCGAUCAGAUCCUCAGUGAUCCAUCAACCAACCUAUCCAACUCACACUUGCAUUCUCGAUCGAUCUUAGCUUCUUUUCAUUCCUUAAAUUAAUCCCUACGCUCUUUAAUCUCUUCCAAAUUUUGAUCGGUUAUUUUUUUUGUUUGUUUGUUUUGGUUUUUAAUCGCUCGAUCAAAUUGUAACCCUAAAUUCGAGACUGAUUGAAACCCUAAUUCGAGACCUGCAAUUUAGAAACCCUACGUUUUGAAUAUCGAUUAAAAAGUUCAAUUUUGAUGGCUGCAGCUUCCAAUUCAAAUCAUCAAUCCCCUAAACACGCCGGCGGCGAUCGUCAGGCGGCGGCGGCGCGUGGUGUAGCUUCUCCCGUAGCGUCGCCGUGGACACAGAUUGUUCGUGGUGGUGAAUCUGAAUCCAUCGUCUCCUCCUCAACCUCUGCCGCAGCGGCGGUGCCACCAUCUUCUCCUUCUUCAUUGCCUGUUAUUCAGGAACAGGACAGACACUCUUCUUCUGACUCGUCACCUUCCAAGUUGGCGGCUUCGGCGGUGGUUUCGGCUUCGUCUUCCCCCGAAGAAUCUGCGGUGGAGUCUCAGGCGGAGUACUCCGACAACAGUAAUGGGAAUGGCAAUGCGGCUAAGAAGUCAGCUUGGAGCAAGCCUUCCAAUGGUGGUGCUGAUGGUGGACCUGUGAUGGGAGCCUUUUCCUGGCCUGCGCUCUCUGAGUCCACUAGGGCUUCUCCGAAAUCGUCAUCUUCUGAGUCACUGAAAGCUCUCUCUGAUGGAUCGAUCUCUGCGUCGCAGGGAAUUGGAAUUGCUUCUUCUUCCACACAGAAGCAAACCAUGGCUAAUAAUGCAAGCCCUGUUUCAACCCCGAAUCAUGCAACACCACCUACGCGCCACAAGUCUACGAGGCGUGGUGGUGGUGGUGGGAAUGUAUCCGUUAAUGGUGGCUCACAUCAGCCGCUGCCCUUAACACUGGGUUCGGUAGUGAGUUCAGCAGUGGAAAUGUCUGCUAAUAAUGCUGGAAAACCAGGGUCUUCAGUUCUGGAGUCUUCUCCAAGAGACCCAACAACACAUAAGGAGACUGGACAGACGGGAGGCUUUGGGUCACAUUCUCAUAACAUUUCUUCUCCAAGGAAUGAUCAUGGACAACAACAACGGAAUUCGUUUAGGAGGGGCAAUGGAGGUUCUCAUCCUCGGGGUGAUGGUCAUUACCAUAACAAUUAUGGGGGCAGGGACCGUGGAAACCAUGAUUUGAAUCUUAACCGGAGCUUCAAUGGCAGGGAAGGUCAUCUACAGCCCCACAGAGGUGUUACUAGGGGCGGCUUUAUACGACACCAACCACCACCACAUAGUUCCACCCCAUUGAUACCUCCACCUGUGCCCGUGAGACCUUUUGCCAACCCUAUUGUGUACCCUGAAAUGCCAUCACCAAUGAUUUAUGUUUCAGGUCAUCAUCCGGAUUCUCUUAGAAGCAUGCAUCUUGUUGCACCAAUGCCACCUCACGCUAUGUAUUACAGCCCUGUACUGGAUCCUCAGUUGCACACUAAAAUAGUGAAUCAGAUAGAUUAUUAUUUCAGCAACGAAAAUUUAAUUAAAGAUACAUUCUUACGACUGAACAUGGAUGACCAGGGUUGGGUUCCUGUUAUAUUGAUAGCAGGCUUUAAAAAAGUUAUGCAAUUGACAGAAAAUAUCCAGCUUAUAUUGGAAGCUGUGCGCGCUUCAACUACUGUGGAAGUACAGGGUGACAAAGUAAGGAGGCGUAACGAUUGGAAGAGAUGGCUCAUGCCUCCUGUUCAGUUUCCUAAUGUCUCUAGUCCUCAAUCACCGGGAAGUUCUUCUAGUCAUGAUAUACUGGCUGCCAAUGUCCAAAAUAUCUCACUCGAGGAGAGGAUUAACAAGCAGGGUCAUGAUGAGGCUGUUCUAAGUAGAUCAUCAUCCGGAGAUGUGAAUAGUCGGUCACAACAAUCCAGUUCUGAGGAGACAGGCCAAGCCACUUUUCAAGCAGGUUCUGAAAGUUCAAUUUCAGCGAAGAGUUCCAGUAAAUAAGAACUGAGCUUACUGCACAUUCUAUUAUAAGGGUUUUUGUUAGGGAUGCGGGAAAGCUUCUCAAAGAUGGGAAAUAUCUUAUGUUUUCUAGUUAUUAAGGGGGUCUUGGUCAUGCUUUGAUGUGAUGAAACAUGAUUUCUCAUGAGGCAAAUAUACACAAAGCUAGAAGGGUAAAAUAUAGAGCUUUUUGAGAAAUAAAAGAAAAACGGAGGCAAGGAAAGAAGGUAAAAAGGAGCUCCUAUGACUGUAAGGUUAGCAUGAGUCCGCUGGGAUAUAUUUAAGAUUUUGGUGAGAAAUUUGUUGCCCUUAUUUCAUGGUAAUUCACCGCGAUGUGUUGUGUCCAUAUGGGGAAUUUUGGUUCCACUUCCCCGUGCUGCCUCUAUGCUGUUCUUUUUUAUUUUUUUUCCUUAGUUUUUUUUAUAAAAAAAAUGUUUAGGGUCAGAUAACCUCCCGUUCUUGGCAGGUAAGCAUAUGAAAUAGGCUGAUGGAAAUGAGUGGAUUUGUAUUUAUGUGGUUGAAGGGGGAGAGAGGGAGAGAAGUGGCAUUGGUGGACCUGCUACUCAUGCUACUCUAUCCAUGGUGCGCGGUGCUUGCUCGCCUAAUCAUCUCUUGUUUUGGAUGUUUUUUCUUUCUAUGUUUCCCUUUCUUUUUUGUUUUCAGAUAUUGUUAAAAUUACAUUCAUAUGUGGACCUUUUGAAAAUUUCACUUCAUAAAUUGCCUGGUUGGGGGACAA
Cornus florida is the source of this 2885-nucleotide messenger RNA. Its product is annotated as la-related protein 1C-like. The transcript has 6 exons. Gene Ontology annotation, molecular function: RNA binding. Bases 383 to 2152 code for a protein of 589 amino acids. Lineage: Eukaryota; Viridiplantae; Streptophyta; Magnoliopsida; Cornales; Cornaceae. The record is from RefSeq and is a predicted model, not a curated record.